CGACGACGCCGCAUCGACAAGUACGACACCCAGCCGCGCAACAGGUAAGUAACAGAGUCGCGCGCUACGAAUUGUGACAAAGCGGAUAUUUGCGACAUCACGGGACAGGCUUUUGGCACUUUUGGUACCCAAAUCCGACGACGCCACUCGGUUGAUCUCGCAGUGGCUGCGUGCAGACGACAACACACCGUCAUCUCGGCAUUAGCAUCAGACCACAUCCCUCCGACGACAUCGACGAUCAACGUCUCUUUUGUUUUCUGUCGACACCGACUUCGCAACGCUCUUUCAUACCGUUUCCUGAAUUCCUUUGACACAUGCGAAAUCGCGCGGACCAGCACGGCGCUGCGUAAACAAGCCAAAUGUCCGAGCCGCCCUCGUCACCCCCUAGAGAAGGAGCCAGCGUGGAGGAUGCCCUGGCAUGGUACAAGUCGCAGUAUGAGGUGCUGGAAUCGGAGUUGUCCGAGUUCCAGGCCUCGAGCAAGGAACUUGAGGCCGAACUCGAAAAGGAUCUAGAAGCGGCAGACAAGCGGGAACGGGCAUUGCGACAGAAGGCAGAGGAUUUCAAAUAUGAGGUGGAGGAGUGGAAGAAGAAAUACAAGGAGGCCAAGGCAGAGGCCAACGCAGCGCAGAAUAUCCUCGAGAAAGAGAUUACGGGCCUCCGCGACGCGAACAGGACCCUGCAGCUGAGAUUGCGCGACAUCGAAGUGGCCAACGAUGACUUCGAGCGCCAGGCACGAACUACCACCUCGUCCCUGGAAGACCUCGAGUCCAAGUACAACGUCGCGAUAGAAAGAGCCGUCAUGCUGGAGGAGGAAAUCAAGAUUGGGGAGCAGGAACGAGAGAAACUACGAGUCGAGACGCAAAGACUCCGGGAAGAGCUGGCCGAUCUAAAGAUCGAAGCCGAGAUUCUGCAAGACAAAAUCAAGAAGCAGGAGUCGCGCCACCUCUCGAGCAUCUCGACGGACGUUUCUUCGAUUCCGGGAUCUCCGUCUUUUUGCAACUCGCCGCACUCGACGGCGAGCUCCCCGAUGAUCAUGACUCCCCCGGAUCUGAAGUUGCUGUCCACAGCAGACACAGCCUCAGAGAUCCACGAUCCGCCCUCGCCUCCCAUGUCCGAUGCGUCGAUGCCUCUGCCUAGAUUGGGCGGGCUCAAGACACCGGCUCCGCAGAGAAAAAGCCGACUUCCGUCCGCCGAAAACAGUAUCACACCGAAGCCCAGGGCAUUCACGGCGUCUACAUCGUCUUCCCGUGCGACUCGCGUCGUAACUAACUCGGGUUCGGGUGCGAUGCGAACACCCGCCCACAGGUCUUCAGCUGCAAGAUCUGCCCGUCCCCCAGUUAACAGAAUACCGCCCUCCAACUCGCUCACUCACAUCCGGACACUCACCGCCCAAAUGCAACGGCUAGAGGCGCGGGUGCAGUCUGCUCGGUCUAAGCUGCCAGGACCCGCCAAUACACCACCCCGGUCAUCCCCACGAGGUGCUAUCGUCCCAUCCACCGUCACCAUUCGUAGCCGCAAGCGCGGCGUCGGCUCAACAGCCUCAUCCAGCGCCGCCAGCCUCGCCGGUUCUGAAAUGACUCCCUCCCAGCCACGCCACGCGCCGUCCGACUCCCGCAGCAGCAUCUCCUCCAGCGCGAACAAGCACGUCCCGCGACUUAGUACGUCCGGCGUCUCGCGCCUGUCCUUCGGCCCGCUGCCCAACCGCAACCCCACAGGCUCCAACAUCAACGCCACAUCCUCGACCCCGCACAGCACCGACCCGGACUACUCCCGCCCGAGCAGCCGAGCUAGCGUCUCGAGCUACGCCCGCCCCGCGAGCCGUACCGAGUCCCACCGUGACACAAGCAGCAUUAUGCCGCCCCCACGACCUAUGAGCCGCGCCAGCCUGUCAGGCACCCGUACCCCGCUCGGCAGGCCGCGCAGCAGCCUCGGCAUGCACGGCGGCCACGGCCACAGCGGCAGCGUCAGCUACAGCACCGCCGAGACGGACGAGUUUGCCAUCUCUAUGGACGGCGUCGGCGAGUUGCGCACGCCUAGUAGGCGGGGGACGUACAGCCGUCUGGAACUGGAGGCUGCUACGAGUGGGGGGAUUCCGCCUCUGCCGACGGGCGCGCACAGUGGGAUUCCUGUGCCCAGCUCGAGGAGGCAGAGUGGCGGAACUGGUAGGAGGAUUAGUGGGGCGAGUACGUCGGCGAGGGUGUUGGAAGAUCUGGGGGAGACGUAUUGAUCACGCUACCUGGUAUUGGUAGUUGAGGGUGGGUAACUUGGUGAAUCGGACAUGGAUAACUAGGCCUACAGCAGGGGUGGGAAGGGAGGGUCUCCUUUGUCUCUUGGUCGUGCGCUGACUGGGGGUUGGGUUGAGGGUUUUGCAGUGUUGUCUUUGAGUUGCUGUUGCGCGGAUACCUCGCUUGGCUUGGCUUGGGCGGGUUUGGGUGUUGAGACGGGAAUACCUUACUGAUAGGCAUAUUCAUUUCCUUUGUUAUACCUUGUGCUCCUAUCUGCCGUGCGGCACGCUGUCCGACGUUGGAGUGAUGUGUGCUGCAUUGUAUUGGCGGGAUUGGCUGCUGAAAGGACAGAAGCAAGUGCCCCUAAUGGCUUCAGGUGUCUCUUAUGGCUUCAAGCGUAUCUUACGGCUU
This is a messenger RNA of Parathielavia appendiculata, 2637 nucleotides long. RefSeq lists its product as uncharacterized. Gene Ontology annotation, biological process: mitotic centrosome separation; centrosome localization; chromosome segregation. Bases 360 to 2228 code for a protein of 622 amino acids. Gene Ontology annotation, cellular component: kinetochore; centrosome; kinesin complex. Lineage: Eukaryota; Fungi; Ascomycota; Sordariomycetes; Sordariales; Chaetomiaceae. The transcript is spliced from 3 exons. Gene Ontology annotation, molecular function: microtubule binding. The record is from RefSeq and is a predicted model, not a curated record.